Messenger RNA from Microtus ochrogaster (prairie vole), 1160 nucleotides. It is a transcript of the gene Csrp2, whose product is annotated as cysteine and glycine rich protein 2. Gene Ontology annotation, molecular function: structural constituent of muscle; actinin binding. The record is from RefSeq and is a predicted model, not a curated record. Gene Ontology annotation, biological process: sarcomere organization; muscle tissue development. Gene Ontology annotation, cellular component: nucleus; cytoplasm; Z disc. NCBI's taxonomy places the organism in Eukaryota, Metazoa, Chordata, Mammalia, Rodentia, Cricetidae.
CUGACAAUGGCAAACCGAAACCCGAAGCCGUGUGGCGCCAGGGUUUCUGCGUGGGUUGUGGGUUUCUUCCCCCUCAGCCACGAGUGGUGGGGAAAGCAAAACACUUGGGGAAUGAGGUGUUUUCAUAACGUCAUUUGUUUAGUCUAGAUGAGGAAUGUUGCUUUUUCGCGACAGGAAAGCUGUGGAUUCCAGAAGCUGGAACUCCGACCAGAGACUAUCCUGCACCGGGGGGUCCUGCAUCCCGGGAAUCCACCUAGAGGGUGGCGGGAAUCCCGUGGGGCGACACCGACCUCGGUGGCUCCGGGCCGGUUCUGAGUGCUCAGGAAGUCCCAGACGCGGAGGAAUGCCUGUCUGGGGCGGUGGAAAUAAGUGCGGGGCCUGCGCCAGGACCGUGUACCACGCCGAGGAGGUGCAGUGCGAUGGGCGGAGCUUUCACCGCUGCUGCUUUCUGUGCAUGGUUUGCAGGAAAAAUCUAGACAGCACAACAGUGGCGAUCCACGAUGACGAGAUCUACUGCAAAUCCUGCUAUGGAAAAAAGUAUGGCCCAAAAGGCUAUGGUUAUGGCCAAGGCGCUGGCACGCUCAACAUGGACCGCGGCGAGAGGCUGGGCAUCAAGCCAGAGAGUGCUCAGCCGCACAGGCCUACAACAAAUCCAAACACUUCUAAAUUUGCCCAGAAAUAUGGAGGUGCUGAGAAGUGUUCCAGGUGUGGGGAUUCUGUCUACGCUGCCGAGAAGAUAAUCGGAGCUGGAAAGCCCUGGCACAAAAACUGCUUCCGAUGUGCCAAGUGUGGGAAGAGUCUCGAAUCCACAACUCUGACUGAGAAAGAAGGUGAAAUCUAUUGUAAAGGGUGCUAUGCAAAGAACUUUGGGCCCAAGGGAUUUGGCUAUGGUCAAGGAGCAGGGGCCCUUGUUCAUGCUCAGUGAUGGUGUAAACCCAGAACGAAGCACCGUGCACACCGACUCGUCACUACCAAACACAGAUGACUUUAUGGCACUCACUACUGUGAAAGUCCACCAGCAUGCAGCACUGUGCGGCCACCCCUCUCCUUGCACAGGCAGCUGGACCCGGCAGCGCUGCGCCCCCACUAGCUGAUUCACUAGCAUUUAAGAGCAUUUCUUUUACGUUUGAAAUAAAGUUUCGGCUUGAUUUGUGUGCCUU